This is a messenger RNA of Colletotrichum destructivum, 1491 nucleotides long. RefSeq lists its product as uncharacterized. The record is from RefSeq and is a predicted model, not a curated record. The transcript has a single exon. NCBI's taxonomy places the organism in Eukaryota, Fungi, Ascomycota, Sordariomycetes, Glomerellales, Glomerellaceae. The coding region runs from base 159 to 1271 and encodes 370 amino acids.
CCGGGUUAGUAUCACGAAGGGGUUACUGGGUUUGUUUUCGGCGGGUAAUUAUUUAUUAAAAUCCUGUCUCUGUCCUUUCAUGUAUCCCUGUCUUCUUUAUCUCCUCGGAGGAUCACGAGAGUCUUGUCAUCUGGAAUAUCCGCAUCGGCCGGGGAGGAAUGGUUGAUGAAAGAGAGAUCGCCAAAACCACACUUCAACUGUUGGCGGAAGCCGGAGAGACCAAACUUCAAGAGCAAGAACAGCCCACGAUGCCUUCAGCGACCCUAACAUCGACUCGUCGGCUCGGCUCCGGAGGGAUCCUCAGACCAGCGCCCCAGAUCCCGGAACCGAAACGACCCUCACAACACAUCACUUCCAAGACCUCACCGAGUGAAAGAGGACAUGUGCCAGAUAGCAGGUCAGCGGACCGCCAGGGCUCAUCCGAUGAAGCCCGGGGGCGGCACAAAAACAUCACAGACGAAGAGUACGCGGCGCGACAAUAUGCGAUGCUGAGUGGUCUCCACAGUCAGAGUCCGAGUCUGCCGACACCGAUACCGACAUUAACACCAGCGGCGGCUGCGACGGAAACGAUAAAGAGACUGGGCCCCUUGCCCAUACGAAGAGCUUGGAGAAGCCGGCCCGAAGCGGCGGCAUCAUCAUCAUCGCCCGACGUCUCCCACGCGCCCGUCCUGGAGGCCAUCAUGCUCCACGAACGAGGAGAGGCGCAGAGCCCGGACCGGCAGUGCUCCAAGUGCCGCAAAGGGGAAGGGAUCUCGCCCGAGUGCGUCAAGAUCCCCGGCAUCCACAACGGAGCAUGCAGCAACUGCCUCAUGGCGCGGGCCUCUCUGGGUCCGGGUCCAGGGAUGACGACGGCAUCACCGGCACGGCCGGUAUCAACCCGGAGCUACUCGGCCGAACGGCGGUCCAUCUCGGCGGCCAUCUCCCCGUCAGUGCCGAAAGAGGACCUCAUCGCCGUCUGGAACCUCAUCGCGGGCGUCAUGGCGACGCAACCGCACGGGUGCCUCGUCGAGGACGACGCGUCGGAGCCGUCGCCGCCGCCGCCCGGCAAGAGGAUCGAGGACGCCGCGCGCCUGGUGGCCAGGUCGGCGGACGAGUGGGGGCAUAUCGUCAAGGAGGACGAGUCGGGACCGGCGAAGACGCCCGCGGAGAGGGUCAGGCUCGCCAGGCAGGCCGGUCGGAUCCGCGAGACGGCCCUGCAGAUCGCGGACUGCGCGCGAGACUGGGGCGAGAAGCUGGAGAGGAAGCGGUCAUUCUCGCAGCUGGGGAAGUAAUCCGCGGUUACACAGUACGCAACCAUGAGAACGGGGCCGCGUAUUGAACGAUGUUAGGAGAGGGGUGUUAUUGAUGAAUCGAUGGUAAUACGAAGUAUACGCUUUGCCCGCUGGGGGCAAGAUCCAUGCCACAAGUAAAACCUUGAAAUAUUCUUUCAAGGUAUUAAACCGCACUGAUCCCCAUUGUAUCUCAUCCUAGUGGCCCUUCUUCCCACAAAGU